UUAAUUGACAAGACGUGUACCUCUCCAACAUUUACACUAGAACAACAUUUGAUGUGGGAUGAUAUUGCUAUCUUGGCCAGAUACUUGCUCAUGUUGUCAUUUAACAAUUCUCUUGAUGUGGCCAGCCACUUGCCAUUCCUGUUCCAUAUUGUGACACUGUUGGUUUCAACGGGUCCCCUGUCUCUGCGAGCUUCAACUCAUGGAUUGGUCAUCAACAUCAUCCAUUCACUGUGCACAUGCUCACAGCUACAUUUUUCAGAGAGCACACUGCAGGUCUUGAAGCUCAGCCUUGCUGAGUUUUCCUUGCCAAAAUUCUACCAGUUGUUUGGCAUAAGUACUGUCAAGUCUGCAGCUGUAAGUGCUUUCAGGACAAGCUACCGCCCUGGAGACCGUUCUUUCACAAUGUCACCACCAGAAAAUGAGAAAAUGCCUCUCAGUUCUUUAGAGGCCAUUGCAGAUGCUCUUCUUGAGAUUAUGGAGGCCUGCAUGAAAGACAUUCCAAAUUGUGAUUGGCUGCAGCAGUGGACUGACUUAGCCAGAAGGUUUGCAUUUCAGUACAACCCCGCCCUUCAGCCUAGAGCAAUCAUUGUGUUUGGCUGUAUCAGCAAGACUGUGUCAGAUUCUGAAGUGAAGCAGCUGUUGAAAAUUAUGAUGAAGGCCUUAGAGUCUUACAUGGACCUCACUCUGAUUGAAGCAGUGGUGAUGUGUUUAACAAGGUUACAGCCCAUGUUGAAACCUGAAUCUCCAAUUCACAAGUUUCUCUUCUGGGUAGCCAUCUCAGUUUUGCAGCUGGAUGAAGUGUCUCUGUAUGCUGCUGGCCUAGGCUUGUUAGAACAAAAUCUGCAUACUCUGGAUAACAUUGGUCUGUUUGAAAACAAAUCACUAGAACGGGUCAUGAUGAAUGCUAGAGAGCCUUUGGAAUGGCACUUCAAGCAGCUUGACCAUGACAUGGGCUUGAGUUUUCAGACUAAUUUCAACUUUGCUUUGGUGGGACAUUUACUUAAAGGUUUUCGGCACCCAGCACCAACAACUGUGUCUCGCACAAUCAGAGUACUUCACCAGUUAUUAAGCAUCACUGUCAAGCCAACAAACAGAGACAAGUUUGAGGUCACAUCUCAGACAGUUCCUUAUUUAGCAGCCUUGGUCUCAGUAUCAGAAGAAGUGCGAAGUCGAUGUCAUUUGAAACAUAGAACAUCCCAUUAUAUGAGUGACUCCCCAUCAAGUGAGAGCAUCAAUUCAGAUAUUGCAAGUCAAGGACAGUCACCAUCUCCGUCACUGCCCAACUCAGCUUCUACGUCAGGUGUCUCCACUCCGAUCACUCACCCUGCUCCAGCUCAG
Molecule: messenger RNA, 1338 nt
Organism: Candidula unifasciata
Lineage: Eukaryota; Metazoa; Mollusca; Gastropoda; Stylommatophora; Geomitridae
Source: the annotation of a GenBank genome assembly